Cavia porcellus (domestic guinea pig) is the source of this 4073-nucleotide messenger RNA. RefSeq names its product nucleoredoxin like 2 (gene Nxnl2). The transcript is spliced from 4 exons. NCBI's taxonomy places the organism in Eukaryota, Metazoa, Chordata, Mammalia, Rodentia, Caviidae. Gene Ontology annotation, biological process: visual perception; sensory perception of smell; photoreceptor cell maintenance. The coding region runs from base 560 to 1126 and encodes 188 amino acids. The record is from RefSeq and is a predicted model, not a curated record.
UAUUCCUAUGGCGUACUUUGAUUUCCUUCACUGUCCUUAUUUUUUCAUAUUUUGUCCACGGUGCGCCUUGGGGAUUAACUCCGAGCCUGUUGACUACUGCGCGACUCCCGCGGUGCUUGUUACCGUGCUAAGUCCCCACGCGAGCCCCGCCUGCCCCGGGCAGGGCGCAGACCGUGGCUCGCUGCGAAGCCACUGGCCCAGCAGCUGCUGCCACAUAAUUAAUCUCCUUCUUCUCUUUGUUGGCGACGCCAGGAAGGAGCCCAGGGACGCGCGCACGCUGGACGGGCCUCUCAGGAGCCGCAUCCCGGCCCCGCGUAAUCACUGCUCUCGACCGGCUCCCAAUUCUGCCUGGACCCCGGGUUCCCCCGGACCAAGGCCUGGGGUGCGAGGACGGACGCCCACACCCACCCAGGACCCGAACUCCCCGCCGCUGGCGGGCGCAGCGCCCGAGCUGCCCUUGCGCUUCCUGCCGCUUGCACCCUCUGCGCUCUGCCCGGGGUCAGCCUGAGCUCCAGCUGAGGUGUCCCCCACCCCAGGUGACCGCCCGCCAGCCUGCGCCAUGGUGGACGUGCUGGCCGGGCGGCGCCUGAUGACCCGCGAGGGCGCUUCAGUGGAGGCCGAGGCGGCGCUGCAGAACAAGGUGGUGGCUUUGUACUUCGCGGCGGCCGGGUGCGCGCUCAGCCGCGACUUCACGCCGCUGCUCUGCGACUUCUACGCGGCGCUGCGGCCGGCGCCCUUCGAGGUGGUCUUCGUGUCUGCGGACGGCAGCGCGCAGGAGAUGCGGGACUUCAUGCGCGAGCAGCACGGCGCCUGGCUGGCGCUGCCCUUCCACGACCCCUGCCGGCACGAACUGAAGCAGAGAUACAACGUCACGACCACCCCCAAGCUUGUGAUCGUGAAGCAGAAUGGGGAGGUCAUCACCCACAAGGGGCGGAAGCAGAUCCGAGAGCGGGGCCUCGCCUGCUUCCAGAGCUGGGUGCAGGCGGCCGACAUCUUCCAGAAUUUCUCAGGGGUUCCGCUACUUCCAGCAGCACCACAGACCAGCUGCCCCGCCGUCAGCCUGUGGCCUUGGGUUCUGUUUUUCAAGGUGAACUCUAACUACGGGCAAGAUGACAACUCACCAUGACACCAGGGACCCUAAGCCUGCGGAGAGGAGCAGCUUGUAGCAAAUCCCAAGAGAACCCUGCUUCCUUCCGGCCAUCGCCACCUCCUCUGAGCUCCACCUGAGUGCCCUACUUCCGUUAUCCCUCUCGGGGCUCAGGAAGAACAGUCUCCCUGUCCACAGGCUCUGUCCCUGCAGACUGAUCCAACUGUGGGUCAAAAGUAUUUGAGAAUUAGAUGGGCGUGGUGGCUCAGGCCUGUAAUCCCAGCAUUUGGGAGGCUGAGGUGGGAGGAUCGUUGUGAGUUCGAGACCAGCCUGGGCUACAAAGUGAGCUCAAGGUCAGCCUGAACUGCAUAGCGAGACCCUGUCUCAAAAAGCCAAAAAAAAAAAAAAAAAGUAUUUGCGAAUAGAAGAACACUGAGUUCAUACUGAACACCUUGAGACCAGUUACCAUUAUUCCCUGAACGGCAAAACUGUUCCUGUGACAUUGGCACUGCGUUGGGUGUUACGAGUGAUCUAGAGAUGCUUCAGAUGUACAGGAGGAUGUGUGUAGGUGAAACGCAACCACCACCCCGUUUUGCAUUAGGGGUGCAAAACUCGAGCGUGCAUAGGCUUUGGGAUUUGCAGGGCAUCCUGGAUCCAGUCCCUCAGAUAAUGGGCCUUGACUGGGAGCUGCCGGGUUCUCUACCUGCACUUGAGCCAUAUCUCAGUAAAAAGAGAGUUUUGGUGGAGAAGGGGAAGGGGGCUGUGUGCAGGAAGCAUCCUAAGUGAGAACAACAUGGUGGCUCUGGGAAGCUUCUGGCCCGUCUUGGUCUUCACAGAUGCUUCUCUGCAGGUCCCUGGCAACUCUGGGGUUCACUUCCCGUCUUUAGAGAAGCUUCUUCCAUGCAGCUGGGAGGAUUCCUGGCAGUUGAUCGGUGCUCUGGAGCCGAGGACCCCAUCAGCCUCCAUGGAAGAAUCGGCACCCGGCCUUGUGCUGUGGGGGUCCUCCUUGCCCUGCACCCUGCCUGUGAAUCAGAGUCUGUUCCAAGUAGAACCUGGCCCUCCUCUCAGCCAGCUGUACUACUGUAUGUUCUGUGAAACCAGAACAUUCAUGCAUGUCUUUGGCAGACAUGUUGCUUUAAUGGAGAGAUCAGAAAGGCUGUCAAGGGCUCCCAUCUACCAAGUGGCGGCAUCAGCGGGGCAGAGCAAAUCUAUGAAGGCCUCAAGCUGACUGCUGGGCUGAGUGGUUGUGCCACGGUUUUCUUCCAUCCCCUUUGGAAGAUCAGGGUCGUCCCCAGGGGUGAGAAGAAGGUUCCCCGGAUCCCCCGGCCACAAUGCGGGGGUCUUUAGGCCUGAGCAGGAAUGGGGCUCUUGGAUGCUAUGUGUGGACUCUAUCCUGAGAUGGAUUUCCAGGACCUCCUGGACUCUGGGGGGACCACUGAGGGUCCCAGCUACUCACCAGAGAGCUCCAGCUGCAAGGCACCCCCACUUUUGGCAUAUCACAUAUCAGAGGUGCUGAGAUAGAGCUGCUCUGAUGCUUCAGGACAGCAGCUGGGAUUUGGUGGUUGAUACAUUGUGUCACCUUGAGAAGUCUGGAAGGUUAAGGAAGUGACUCAGCAGGGGCCAGGGUUCUCACUUUGUAAACAUCCUGAGCCUGUGCAGAGGAGGGCAGGCUGAGUGCUGCAUCCACCCUGGGCAGGGCGUGGUAGCCUGCCUACACUCUAAGAGAGGCGAGCUCUCCCCCACUACUUUUUACUCUGGCUGCUUUUGCUGUCUUCUGUGGCCUUAAGGUGUUGCCCCAAGGCAGUGGUGUUGGUGGAGUUUGCUGGCGGUUUGAUCACUGCCACAGACUGAAUUCCCAAGGCCUGGCCUCCAGGGACUCUGGAGAAAGGAUCUUUGGAGGUGCUAAGGUUACAGUGGGGUAUAGAGGCAUGCCUUUGUCUAGAGGCCUGUAGCCCAGUGCUGUAGAUCCAGUUGCCUGAGCUGAGGUGGGAAGAUGGCUUGAGCCCAGGAGUUCGAAGCCAGCCUGGGUGGUACACAGUGGGCAGAAUUCUGUACUCACAGCUGACUCUGGGGUCUUGGCAAGGCCAACACAUGGCAGAGGACAAGGAUCCUAUGCAGCAGGGGAUGUUCCUAGAACAAUGUGUUGUCUUUCUUUUUAGGAAGAAAGUUCUGGCUGGCCUCGAACUCAUGGUGAUUUUUCUGCCUCCGCCUCCCAAGUGCUGGGGUUACAGGUGUGAGCCACUAUGCCUGGCCUUCGUAUGUCGUAAUGUUUUCUUUUCUUUUUUUCCUUUCUUGAUGUUGGAGACUGAACCGAGGGCCUGGGUGAGGGAGGUAAAGGUAGAACUCCACCACCACCUGUUUACUUUCUCUCUUUUUGAGAUAAGGUCUCACUAAGUUGCCAGGGCUGGACUUGAACUUUGAUCUUCCUGGCUCUCAGCCUAACAGGUAGCCUGGAUUACAGCUGAUCUGAUCACUUCCCCAAAGCCCAUUGGCAGCCUGAAGUUCUACACAGUGAGGCCCUGGGGGGUGUUUUAGAUAAGGGCUUCAGCAGGCUGCGGUGCUUUCCCCCUCUGAGGGCCGGAGGAGGAAGGCUGACCUCAGGCUGGGCUGAGGCUGCCGGCCCAGCUCCAUCACUGAGUGCUGGGCCUGCAAGGGGCUGUGCUAGCUCCUGUGGAAAUCCUAUUCAGGGGGUCUCAGGGCAGCACCGACUUUGGACGGACGCUGAGACGCGACGGGAGGCCUGGCCAUGCUGUGUAGGGCACCCUGGAGCACUGCGACCCUGGCGGCAGUGCCCACACGGGGCCCUUGCAGCCAGCCUCGUGACCGCCUGGAACGGAACGCAGGUUUAUUAAGACUGGGGGAUGCAAGGCACACUGGGCCCCAACUUCCAAACCGCCAUGAGAAAUGGCCCUAGGGCCGUGGUGUGCACCCCGGACCCCUGCUGCCCCAGGAUGUGGAUUCUGCCCCAGGAUACGUGCGGAGGGCU